AUGUCCCAGGUCGCUUCUCAGAACCGUUUCGCCUUCCUUGGCAACGACGACUCUGGCGAGGACAAGCCAAUUGCCCCCGUCAAGACCGUCGACAAGGCCACCGCCCGUACCACUAAGCGCAACGUUGAGCCCCAGGCUCCCGCUGCUCCUACUCGCGGCACUGGCAACCGCCGCGGAGGUCCCCGUGGAAAUGAGGGUGCUUUCCGCGACCGUGGUGCCGGCAGCGACAGAAACCACGCUCGCUCCACCGACGAGGCCUCUAGAGAUGGCCCCCGUGGUGGCUACGGUGCUCGUGUCCGUGGCGGCCGCGGCUCUCGUCGCCCCCGUGAGAACGAUGACCGCCACACCUCUCGCACUGGUGUCCACCCUGGCUCCGAGAAGCAGGCUGCCCAGUCCUGGGGCGCCAAUGAAGGCGAGGCUGAGCUGAAGGAUGAGCAGGCUGGCGAGGCCAUUGCCCAAUCUGAGAAGAAGGAUGCCCUUGCCGAGGAUGCCGCUGGCGAAGAGCCCGCUGAGCCUGAGGACAAGAGCGUCUCCUACGCCGACUACCUCGCCCAGCAGGCCGAGAAGAAGCUCAGCCUUGAGGGCGGCUUCAAGGUCCGUGAGGCCAACGAGGGCAGCAAGCUCGACAAGAAGUGGGCUGGCGCCAAGGCCCUCGAGAAGGCCGAGGACGAGGACUUCAUCUCCGGUAGCCACGGCAAGAAGCAGCGUGAGCGUGAGCGCAAGGUCAAGCAGACCAUCGACUUCGACCCUCGCUUCGUCGAGCCUGAGCGCACACGCGGUGCUCCCCGUGGCCGCGGCGGCCGUGGUGGACGUGGUGGUGAGCGUGGCGGCGAUCGUGGCCGUGGAGGCAACUUCCGCGGUGGACGAGGUGGUGCCGCUAACAUCAACACCAAGGACGAGUCUGCCUUCCCCAGCCUCGGCAAAUAA
Molecule: messenger RNA, 927 nt
Organism: Pochonia chlamydosporia 170
Lineage: Eukaryota; Fungi; Ascomycota; Sordariomycetes; Hypocreales; Clavicipitaceae
Product: stm1 domain-containing protein
Exons: 6
Coding region: 1-927 (308 amino acids)
Cellular component (GO): nucleus; cytoplasm
Molecular function (GO): RNA binding
Source: RefSeq, a predicted model, not a curated record